Messenger RNA from Nyctereutes procyonoides (raccoon dog), 1132 nucleotides. RefSeq names its product transmembrane protein 128 (gene TMEM128). Bases 24 to 521 code for a protein of 165 amino acids. The record is from RefSeq and is a predicted model, not a curated record. Lineage: Eukaryota; Metazoa; Chordata; Mammalia; Carnivora; Canidae. The transcript has 5 exons.
CCGCGCUUCUGGGCGGCGCCAAGAUGGACGCUCCGCGGGCCCGGGAGCAGCUCCGGCGGCGGUACCUGUUCCCGCCGGACACCGAGGCCCCGCUGGACCGCGAGGGCUACGCCAGGCCGGAAGCCUCUACAGCUGUUGAGAAAAAGGAGAAACCUCUUCCAAGACUUAAUAUCCAUUCUGGAUUCUGGAUUUUGGCAUCCAUCGUUGUGACCUACUAUGUUGACUUCUUUAAAACCAUUAAAGAAAACUUUCACACUAGUAGUUGGUUUGUCGUGGGUGGUGCCCUGCUGCUUAUCAGUCUGUCGAUCGCAUGUUACUGCAUCCUCUACCUGGAGUGGUGUUGUGGAAUUGAAGAUUAUGAUGUCAAGUAUCCCACCUUGAUACCCGUUACAACUGCUACUUUCAUUGCGGCUGGAAUUUGCUUCAACGUUGCUUUGUGGCACGUGUGGUCCUUCCUCACACCGUUGCUGUUGUUCACGCAGUUCAUGGGGGUUGUGAUGCUCAUCUCACUCCUUGGAUGAUUUCUAAAGGUUUAGACCUUCAGGCUGCUGGAAGCAUCACAGACUCAAUGGAAACGCUACAGUGUGUCUUUCUAUCUAGGAAGUGAGUGGUUUCCUUGGAAAAAGUAAACUUUGCAGUAUGGUUGAAAUCAGAAUAAAUUCAAGUUCAUUUGCCUUUUCUUAAACUCAAGUAAUUGAAUCAAAUUCAAAUUCUGUUUAAAACAGAAGUAAUUAGUUUGCAUUGUUGAUCAGUUUGAAUCAGUUUGAAUUGUUGGAGCAAGCAGUAAUGUAAACAUUUUGGCUGAGUUUCGUUAUAGAUACAUGAUGUCCUCCCCAAAUUGCAGAUAAAAUGUUCACUCUUUGGUUGUAUACGAUCACUGGGUGUAUAUAAAGGAAUGAUCAUGUCCUGUGCCUUUAACCCAGCUUCAGCAAUUACUAUAGAUCUCAUUUUUAUAAUAGUUUUGUUAGGUGAGAGGACCAAUCGAAAGCAUUUUGUGUAUUCCUGUCACUUUAGAUUUUAUCACGUGUAAAUUAUUGGGUUUCUAGCAUUUGUUUAACAUAAGCACUUUUAAUCAUUUUUAAGUAUGUGUAAUUUUUUCCUUGACAUUUAAAUAAAGUAUUUUUAUAACUCU